CGCCGUGCUCUGGUGGCAGCGGCUUCGCCCCGGCCGCCGUCCCUGCCGCAGCCUGAGGGGCGCUGAGGAGAACAGGAGGUUUUUGGAAGAGGCGCGGAGAGGAGCCCGUGCUGCCCGCCGGCCCCGCCCGCAGGCUCACGCCAUGCGGAGGGCGCUUCCCCGUGCCUGAGGAGAGGCGAAGGGGCGGCCGGGGACGGCGGCGUAGCGGUUGCUAAGUUUGAGCGACGAGAGGCAAACAUGGCCCAAGUGUCCGCUGAUCCGAGUAGUGCAGAAACUGCUGACCCAGAGGAGAGUUCUCCAAAUAUGAUAGUCUACAGAAAGAUUGAAGACAUUGUUACAAGAAUGCAGGAUGACAAAACAGGUGGAGUUCCCAUCCGCACUGUCAAGAGCUUUCUGUCCAAAAUCCCCAGCGUCGUCACCGGUUCUGAUAUUGUGCAGUGGCUUAUGAAGAACCUCAGCAUUGAGGAUACAGGGGAAGCAAUACACUUGGGAAGUCUCAUCGCUGCACAAGGUUAUGUCUUUCCAAUCUCAGACCAUGUCCUUACCCUGAAAGAUGAUGGAACAUUCUAUCGUUUUCAGGCACCAUACUUUUGGCCCUCAAAUUGCUGGGAACCAGAAAACACAGAUUACGCCAUCUAUCUUUGCAAACGGACCAUGCAGAACAAAGCUAGGCUGGAGCUGGCGGAUUAUGAAGCCGAAAACUUAGCAAGACUUCAGAGAGCAUUUGCAAGAAAGUGGGAAUUCAUCUUCAUGCAAGCAGAGGCCCAAGUGAAAAUUGACAGGAAAAAGGAUAAAACGGAAAGAAAGAUUUUGGACAGCCAGGAAAGAGCAUUCUGGGAUGUGCACAGGCCUGUGCCAGGUUGUGUGAACACCACAGAAAUGGACAUUAGAAAGUGUCGCCGUAUGAAAAAUCCACAGAAAGUGAAAAAGUCUGUGUAUGGGGUUACAGAGGAGUCUCAGCCUCAAAGCCCUGUACACAUGCCCUCCCAACCGGUACGCAAAACUACGAAGGAGGACUUCCGGAAGCAAAUCAUUUUUCUGAAUAUGCAGAUAGAGAGACAUUGUUUAAAGAUGUCCAAAGUAGCAGAAAGUUUAAUAGCCUACACAGAGCAGUAUGUGGAAUAUGACCCUUUUAUAACUCCUGCUGAGCCUUCCAAUCCCUGGAUAAGUGAUGAUGUAGCAUUGUGGGACAUUGAAAUGAGCAAAGAACCUAGUCAGCAGCGUGUGAAAAGAUGGGGUUUCUCCAUGGAUGAGGUGCUGAAAGAUCCAGUAGGACGAGACCAGUUCCUUCGCUUCCUGGAAUCAGAAUUCAGCUCAGAAAACCUGAGGUUUUGGUUGGCUGUCCAAGAUCUCAAGAAACAACCUCUACAGGAGGUAACCACCAGAGUGGAAGAAAUCUGGCAAGAGUUUCUAGCUCCUGGGGCCCAAAGUGCUAUCAACCUGGAUUCCCACAGCUAUGAGAAAACAAGCCAAAAUGUCAAAGACCCAGGGAGAUAUACAUAUGAAGAUGCACAGGAGCACAUUUACAAGCUGAUGAAGAGUGAUAGCUAUGCACGCUUCCUCCGUUCCAAUGCUUACCAGGACUUACUGCUGGCAAAGAAGAAGUCCUUGUUUGCUGUCAGAUCAAGCCCUGGAUGUGUCACCGUGACAUCCUCAUUUCCCCGCAAACUGCCGGAGGAGCAGGUUUUGGUGUCAUGUUAACGCAGCCAUGAAAGCAAGAAUCAAGUUCCUUUUAGAAAGAGCUGUGGGUGCACGAGUAAAUAUAUCAAAGCACAAAAAAGGCAAGAGUAGAUCUGUGCAGAUGUGCUGUUCACCAGCUUCACAUGAUGUGGGAGGGGAGUUGGUGUUCCUCUGGAGUCUGUAAAGCUCUAUGCAACCACAUUGCAUUAUAUUGGACAAGUGAAUGUUUUGGAAGGAGUGUAGGUACCGAAAUGCUGACAGAAAGAACAAGUUUAUGUGCACUGAGCUACACAGUCCUAUCUUGAGGACCUUUGGUGCAGCUUUGAGAGGCAUCCUUUUAAAAUUCCUCUAAAAAGCUGGAAAGCAGAGGGAAGGAAAAGAGAAACGCAGUGGCAUAUCAGAGCCAGUGGGGCUGGAGGAUUUGGUUUAGAACCUGCAAACAAAGUCCUGGAUUCACUGAUGUGAAUAGAAAUUCAUUCAAGUCUUGAUGAGUACAUCUCUCUGAGGCAUGUCUUUCCCCAAAGACAUUAUCCUCACAUUGCCUGUAUACCACACUGUAUGACAUAGCCUUACUUCCAUUACUGAAAAUACAUUCUGUCAGAAGCACAGCAUGAUGGACAUGGGAUAAAAGAGUUGUUUGCAUUAAGCAAAUAAAUUGUGGCUUCAGCUUCACAGGUGAAUAUUUUGUGGAUAAGUAAGUUUAUGUUAUUUGUGAUCUUUUGCCCUUUGGCACUGGGUUGUGGCAACUGAGAGGGCAGAAACAUUGACUGUGUGGCUAGAGCACAGGACUGGGAGCCAUAAAAAUCCAUGUGCUUUCCCUGAUUCCCCCACCUAAUUUCUUGUGUGAGCUUGGCGAAAAAAAGGUUCAACCUUUUGCCUCCCUCAUAUUCUCCUCUUUGUCAAAUGGCAAUAAUAAUAGUGCCCUGCUUAGCUGGAAGCCAAAGCUUGAUUAGUGAUUCCAAACAUGCUUGACAUUUUUGAUAUUUGUAAGAUACUGUAAGUUUGAAGAGUUAUUUUCUUCCACACCAUACAAUAACCACAGAUGUGGAGCUACCCCUCCCUGCUCUGGGAGUAUAGUAAUGGAGAGGAAGAAGGGAGAAGACAUUAUGGGUCAGGAUUGAGGUACAAUGACAGAAUUAUGAGGGGAACAUACUGUUCACACCACUAACGGAUGCAAGACAGCAGACAUAGGCUGUAUGCAGACCAGGCAUACAUACUUGGUUAAUCCAUUUAAGAUUUUUUCUUUCUUCAUUCUUCCUAGUGUCAUUAUUGCAAAUAACCGCAGUAUUAUUGGCCUCAGUCCUGCAGAUUCAUGGUGCUCAGCGGGGAAUAUGAGCUUGGCCUCCAGCAAGGGUGUGAUUGGAAGCAGUGAGCUGCAGAGAGGGAAAGCUGGGUGUAGCUUUCUGCCUCCAACAGAAGUCCUCUUCCCUGCCAGGCUGGAGAAGAGGAGGGAUGAGGGUGGAGCCCUGUCCUCAGGAGGAAUGGCCAUAUGCCCAGCCCAAUUUGAGUUCUGUGCAUUCGUGCCCAUCCCCCUCUCUGCAGCAGGUAGAAAUCAUGGGGCUGCUGAAAGCAUCUGGUUUAGCAGUGAAAGUCUGGAUGGUGCUGAGAACCGCGGCCAACUUAUUGCAUUUUAUUUGUGUAUCUACAAAACAUGCCCCACUUGUGCUGUGCAAAGUCAAGUGUCAAC
Empidonax traillii (willow flycatcher) is the source of this 3367-nucleotide messenger RNA. It is a transcript of the gene RGS6, whose product is annotated as regulator of G protein signaling 6. Gene Ontology annotation, molecular function: GTPase activator activity. Gene Ontology annotation, biological process: G protein-coupled receptor signaling pathway; regulation of G protein-coupled receptor signaling pathway; intracellular signal transduction. NCBI's taxonomy places the organism in Eukaryota, Metazoa, Chordata, Aves, Passeriformes, Tyrannidae. The transcript has 17 exons. The coding region runs from base 238 to 1701 and encodes 487 amino acids. The record is from RefSeq and is a predicted model, not a curated record.